This is a messenger RNA of Dissoconium aciculare CBS 342.82, 2268 nucleotides long. RefSeq lists its product as uncharacterized. The coding region runs from base 1 to 2268 and encodes 755 amino acids. Gene Ontology annotation, molecular function: DNA binding; zinc ion binding; DNA-binding transcription factor activity, RNA polymerase II-specific. Gene Ontology annotation, biological process: DNA-templated transcription; regulation of DNA-templated transcription. The transcript has a single exon. Lineage: Eukaryota; Fungi; Ascomycota; Dothideomycetes; Mycosphaerellales; Dissoconiaceae. The record is from RefSeq and is a predicted model, not a curated record.
AUGGCAGCCUCUCCUGAAUCUCGAUCGCGACCUAGUGUUCCCCCACGAUCACUAUCAGGUGUACGGGAAGUCCGUCGGCGCAAUCGACCGAUCAAUUCUUGCUUCGAAUGCCGGCAACGAAAAAUCAAAUGCGACAGAUUGGCAACUUGUUCGAGCUGUGCGGCUCUACGGGUCGAAUGUUUAUAUCUCACUCCGGCUGAUAACAAAGUGCGAAGAAGGAAAUUGGCCGAGAUGAAAGACCGAAUGAAUGCGCUGGAGCGGAACCUCGAGCGUGAAGUUGUCAGUGAACGACUCGGGUCGAUCAAACGAGAAGCUUCAUCCACCGCAGGAGAUCCAGCGGGUGACGAAGAUGGCGAGUUUUCCAACGAUGAAGAGAAUGCCUUGGAGCCCACCCCACUCGCUGCCUUGGACAAUGUGUACGAGAAUGUAUACGAGACGAAUGUCAAUGUCAACGACGAGCUCAUGGAUCUCGGUGUGCAAAUGGGCAAAAUGCGCAUCUCUGAGCGAAUAGGAGGCUACAUCCGUCCGAAGCUGGUGGAUGAGUUAUAUGACUCACUCGCCGACGUGAAGUCCAACAAAUCGAAGGAAGCCAUGACACCAUGCGGUGACGAGCAGCAAAGUUGGCAAGCAGCCGCGCAAAGCCUGAGAGCGGCGCCGAUCAGCUAUAUUGGCCCUGGGCCUGAUUAUAUCGCUCCCUCAUCGACGUUUUUCUUCUUGGGUCCUGGCUCAGCUGGCUCCUUGAUGGAUCACCUGCCAUCGAAGAAUGCAUCUGAUAUCCUAAUUGCACAAUACUGGAACGCAGUACAUUACAUGUGCAAGAUCGUACACCGGCCAUCGUUCGAGGCCCAGUAUAGGGUCUUUUGGGCAACGAUACAUACUGGGACCGAGCCUGUGGCGCCACUCCAAGCCAUCAUGUUUGCAGCCAUGUUCUCCGCAGCGGUCAGCAUGACGGAAGAACAAACCCUGCAUUUCUUUGCAGAGUCGAGGGCAGUAUUGAUCGAUCGUCUACGCUCCGGAGCGGAGAUGGCGCUCGCCAAGGCCAACUUCUUACGGACGACCAAGAUUGACACCAUCCAGGCAUUCACCAUGUACCUGAUACCUUUUGUUCGAGCGGAAAUCUCUCGAGCUCACUCUGUUCUGGUGGGCUCUGCGAUUCGACUGGCAGAGUGCAUGGGAUUGCACCGUGACGGUACAUUGUACCAGAUGGGUGUCAUUGAAGUGCAGGUUCGACGAAUGAUCUGGCACCAACUUUGCUUUCUAGAUAUUCGCACUUGCGAGGCGACUGGACCACGCCCGCAGAUCCGCAGAGAAGAUUACGAUACGAAGAUGCCAUGGAAUGUCAAUGAUGAUGACCUGCUUGGACCAAACCCUGUGGUCAAGGAUAAAGAGGAAUGGACGGACAUGACCUUUAUGCGACUCCGCGCCGAGUGCAUGGAGAUGCGUCGUCAGGUCUUCUUCGACAUCAUCGCCGUCGACAAGAAGACCAAAUCUCUGACUUCACUUUUGGUCAAGAUUCAAAAGUUCCGAACGUCCCUCGAGGAAAAGUACUUGCCGUGGUUAGACGCUUCGGUACCUUUGCACAGCCUGGCUCGUCUAGUCUUUGAACUCGGGACUCGAUCCCUCCACUUGCAGACUUUGCACCGAUAUCUUUUCAACAUGAAGCAACAAAUGCCGGACCGCCUCCGCCAGGUCUUGAUCGAAGCUGGCCUAGCCCAGAUGGAGUCUGCGAUUGCGCUCGAGACCACGCCUUCCCUUCAGCCCUGGGUCUGGUACAAAGGUGCCUUUAACCAAUACCACUCGGCACUGCUGCUUCUCGUCGAAGUUUGCAACUAUCCGAUGCGCAAAGACGCCGUCCGGAUCUGGGCCUGUCUGGACUACAUUUUCGAGAUCCCACCUCAUCUCGCGCCGAAAGAGAAGGCCGAACUUGUGGUCUCCGACCUCGCCGCACGCAUGACCGUCUACCAAAAUAUGCGGAAGUUGAAGGCGCCGACGUUGAUGGAGGAACGUCUGGGCACAGGGAGCAAGUCCUCCCUGAGAAUCAACACCGCGUCCACUGCGUUGUCCAAUCUGGAUGGUGUCAUCGAUGCAAAUGGACAAAUGUUCCAGAAGCAGGCGACUAUGCCAAUGGGCUUCUCGCCGCCACCGAACGAAGCGACCGAAGGAGAAUCUUCAGGCAGUCAGAACGGAGAUAACCCCAUGCUUCGGGCUGGGUUCGAAGCUGUGAUGCAAGACAUAGAUUGGGUAAGAGGCAUACCAUUCUGCUCGUAA